AUGGGCUGGACGGCGUCUGAUAGCCGUUUAGGCAGAGAAACCGCCGAGGAACUCCGCUAUAGCGGUCGGCUGGGGGUCCAGGCCGGAUUAAACACUGCGAGGGGAGAGAUCUGGCGUCUGAAGAACCAGCGCUCCCGACUUAUUUACGCGAACAGCCAGCAAACAGGGAACAUACUUUUCACGAUAUACAUAAAACGGGGUCCAACGCGGCUUGGAGCGGACGGUAUGACGAGCCGGCCGACUGAACGGGACGCAGAAUCUGCUCCCGGACGGUCAGUUGUUACAGCUGAGCGUCCUGUUCUCCAUCCACACCCCGACCCGCUGACUCUCCGCAUCUGCCGAUAUUCGCCCCCCUCUCUUACGACAUCGAUCGCUGCCACUCUCAGCCUGGUUGCCGUAACGCUCCGCCAUGCCAUUGCUCGGCCCAGCCUUCGGCAUAUACACAUGUACACGAUGGAGGGUAAUACGUGUGCCCUAUCAUGGCGAGAGGUGGCCGACCGUCCCCCGGCCCCGGCACAACCCAUAGGCCCUAGUUUGAUGAGGGCCUGGGACAAGGGUGUAUGGAGCACCGUCGAAGUGUUGGAUCACCAAAAGACGCCCGGCCAGAGGAUUUGGACUGCGGAGACUGGCCUACUGCUAGAAGAUCAGGCAGCUGGCAUGAAGGUGUUCAGUCGAGUCCCUGGUUCAAGUCCAUGUCAAGCAUGUGCUCGCUAG
This is a messenger RNA of Protopolystoma xenopodis, 714 nucleotides long. The record is from the annotation of a GenBank genome assembly. Lineage: Eukaryota; Metazoa; Platyhelminthes; Monogenea; Polystomatidea; Polystomatidae.